This is a messenger RNA of Antechinus flavipes (yellow-footed antechinus), 1949 nucleotides long. RefSeq names its product aldehyde dehydrogenase 7 family member A1 (gene ALDH7A1). The transcript is spliced from 18 exons. Bases 34 to 1656 code for a protein of 540 amino acids. Lineage: Eukaryota; Metazoa; Chordata; Mammalia; Dasyuromorphia; Dasyuridae. Gene Ontology annotation, molecular function: aldehyde dehydrogenase (NAD+) activity. The record is from RefSeq and is a predicted model, not a curated record.
UCCUUCGGUAAAAGACUCAAUUGUGUGCUCGUUAUGCUUCCUUUAACCUUUUCUCUUUCUCGGCAAAUCGUUCUAGGAAGGAGGAAGAUCUUAAGAUACUGCCACAAACCUGCUGCCUUUAUGUCUACUUUACUGAUCAAUCAGCCUCAAUAUUCCUGGUUGAAAGAUCUGGGACUCAAAGAAGAAAAUGAAGGCGUGUAUAAUGGGACUUGGGGUGGAAGAGGAGAGGUUGUUACAAGCUACUGCCCAGCUAACAAUGAGCCUAUAGCAAGGGUCCGCCAGGCUAACCUGGCAGACUAUGAAGAAACAUUAAAGAAAGCCAAAGAAGCUUGGAAAAUAUGGGCAGAUAUUCCAGCCCCUAAACGAGGAGAAAUAGUAAGACAAAUUGGUGAAGCCUUGCGACAGAAGAUCCAGAUUUUAGGAAACUUGGUAUCUUUAGAGAUGGGAAAAAUCUUAGUGGAAGGUGUUGGAGAAGUUCAGGAGUAUGUGGAUAUCUGUGAUUAUGCUGUUGGCUUAUCGCGAAUGAUUGGAGGACCCAUUUUGCCUUCAGAAAGACCUGGUCAUGCCCUUAUUGAACAGUGGAAUCCUUUGGGCUUAGUUGGAAUCAUCACUGCAUUCAAUUUCCCAGUGGCUGUGUAUGGUUGGAAUAAUGCUAUUGCUCUGAUCUGUGGGAAUGUCUGCCUUUGGAAAGGAGCACCAACAACUUCACUCAUUAGUGUAGCUGUCACAAAGAUAGUGGCCAAAGUUUUGGAAGAGAACAACUUACCUGGGGCAAUCUGUUCCAUGACAUGUGGUGGUGCUGAUAUUGGCACAGCAAUGGCCAAAGAUGAGCGGGUAGAUCUGCUAUCCUUCACAGGAAGCACCCAAGUGGGAAAACAGGUGGCACUCAUAGUACAGGAGAGGUUUGGGAGAAGUUUGUUAGAGCUUGGAGGAAACAAUGCUAUUAUUGCUUUUGAAGAUGCAGACCUCAAUUUAGUUAUUCCUUCGGCUCUUUUUGCGGCUGUGGGAACAGCAGGCCAAAGAUGUACAACUGCCAGACGACUGUUUUUACAUGAAAGCAUCCAUGAUGAAGUGGUAGACAAACUUAAGAAGGCAUAUGCACAAAUUCGUAUUGGAAAUCCAUGGGAUUCUAAUGUCCUCUAUGGGCCUCUUCACACCAAACAGGCAGUAAAUAUGUUCCUUGCUGCAGUGGAAGAUGCCAAAAAGCAAGGUGGCACAGUGAUCUAUGGUGGGAAGACUAUAGAUCGUCCUGGAAAUUAUGUAGAGCCAACGAUUGUGACUGGUCUUGAUCAUAAUGCAUCCGUUGUGCACAGAGAAACAUUUGCUCCUAUCCUUUAUGUCUUAAAAUUCAAGAAUGAAGACGAAGUCUAUACAUGGAAUAAUGAAGUAAAACAGGGUCUUUCAAGUAGUAUCUUCACAAAGGACUUGGGCAGAAUCUUUCGAUGGCUUGGGCCUAAAGGAUCAGAUUGUGGCAUCGUAAACGUCAAUAUUCCAACAAGUGGUGCUGAGAUUGGAGGUGCCUUUGGAGGUGAGAAGCAUACUGGUGGUGGCAGAGAAUCAGGAAGUGAUUCAUGGAAGCAAUAUAUGAGACGAUCUACUUGCACCAUCAACUACAGUAAAGACCUUCCUUUGGCACAAGGAAUCAAGUUUCAGUAACAGUGUUUUGGAUUUAUAUGACCUCCACACUUGCUUCUUUAAGAUGAUUAAAAAAUCAUGGGCUUCUUUUUGUCAAUUGAAAGUAGAAAAUAAAGUUUCAAAAAAAAAAAAAAAAGCAUGAAAGCUUUAGUGAAAGAUGGAUUGGAAUUGUCCAUCAUUCCCAUUUUCUUUUUAAAAGGUAGAUCUUGGAUUUGAAAUCAGCACAUUCAUUUGCUUAAGAACAAUGAAAAGACUACUGACUACUAUUCUGAAAAGAAAAUAAGUAUUAAUAAACUUGAAAAAUAUUUACAGGA